AUGGGCUCCAUCCCAUUUUGCAGCCUUCUUUGCUGCUUUUUAAGCAUAGUAGCAGCUAAUAUAUUUGAGUAUCAGACAGAUUCCCAACCAUUACGCCCAUGCGAACUUCAGAGGGAAAAGGCUUUUUCAGGAGGAGAAACCUACGUUCCUCAGUGCUUAGAAGAUGGACAGUUCAGGACAGUUCAGUGCAAUAGGAAUGGUCUUUCCUGUUGGUGUGUGGAUGAGAACGGCGUUGAGGUACCUGGCAGCAAACAGAAUGGAUAUCCCAUAUCUUGCUUAUCCUUUUGCCAACUGCAAAAACAGAGCAUCUUGGUGAGUCGAUACAUCAACAGCAGCAUCAUCUCCUACAUCCCUCAGUGCCUAGAUUCAGGGGCUUUUGAUGCAGUUCAGUGUGACACAAAGCUGGGUCAGUGCUGGUGUGUAGAUCCAGAAGGAAUGGAGAUUUAUGGGACCAGGCAGAGAGGAAAGCCAACACGCUGUCCAGGAAACUGUGAGAUCCGAGACCGUCGCAUUCUGCACGGUUUUGGGGAGAAGAGUCCACCACAGUGCUCAGCAGAUGGAGAGUUUCUACCUGUCCAGUGCAAGUUUGUCAACACUACAGACAUGAUGUUUUUUGAUCUUGUUCAUAGUUAUAACAGGCUCCCGAGGGCUUUCCAAACGUUCAGCUCCCUGCGGGAGAUGUUCCCGGAGGUCUCUGGGUACUGUUACUGUGUGGACAGCCUGGGGAGAGAGUUAGCAGACACAGGCUUGGAACUGCUGCUCGAUGAAGUUUAUGACACAGUUUUCUCUGUGCUGGAGCCUGCCCGCACGUUCACGGAGACCACCGUAUAUCGGAUUCUGCAGAGGCGGUUUCUGGGGGUUCAGCUAGCUACCUCUGGCAAGUUCAGAUGCCCCUCAAAAUGCGAGGUUGAGAGGUACGCAGCCCUGCGUUACCAGCACGCCUAUGUCCCCACCUGUGAUGGUGCUGGGGGCUACACGCCUGUGCAGUGUGAGCAGGGAGGACGGUGCUGGUGUGUGGACACCAAAGGGCAAGAAGUCCAGGGCACAAAGAGACGGGGACAACCACCGGCCUGCGGUGAAGAACGACGGUGCAUCUCUGAGAGGCGACGGGCAUUGUCAAGGAUCUUUUAUGGCCCUGCUGGGUCCUUCCGUCAGCCCAAUUUGUUUUCCUCAUCAGAUACACAGUCGGAAAGAAAAUCUAGCUUCUCAAGACCCUGCCCUCCUUCCUUCAAGGAGCUGUUUCUGGACUCUGGAUUGUCAUCCCCAGUGGCACAAAGCCCAUAUGCCAACCAGAUUCCGGGGCUAGAAACUACUCUUAGUGAAGCCAUCAUGGGGAUGUUCCCAUCAAGGGAACUGGCUCAAGUGGCCCUGCAAUUUACUGCCAAUCCACAGCGUUUCCAAGAAAACCUCUUUGGAGGAAGAUUCUUGAAGAAUUUGGUCCAGUUUAACUUCACAGGGGCACUUGGUGCUAAUGGGAAAUACAGCAUUGGCCAAUUUUUCCCACAGGAGAAUGUGGCAGAGAAGGGUAAUGGCCAAGGCCUUCUGGAGUCAGCUGAGGCAUUUUCAUUGGAGGUAUCAAAUGGGAGCUCCAUUUUGAGCAAACCUCUUGUAGGCAGCUUUGGCCGCACAGUAAUUCUACAGGACAAUCAGAAUAUGAUGAAAUUCCUUUCUGCUCUUCUGGAACUACCAGAGUUCUUUACUUUUCUUCAACAAGUUGUUUCUGUCCCCAGAAGCAUUGCUGAAGAUUUAGGUGAAGUGGUGAAACUAGCAUUGGGCUCCAAAGACUGUGGUGAGGAGCCAAAGGAUCUGUUUGUUCCAACAUGCACCAAGGAGGGAAAGUAUGAAGAAGUUCAAUGCUAUGCAGGAGAGUGCUGGUGUUUGGACGCUUCAGGUAUGGAAGUGCCAGGCUCAAGAGUUCAAGGCAAACAUCCAAGGUGUCCCACUGAUUGUGAGAAGCAAAGGACAAGCUUACAAAACUUGAAACGAAGCCUGCCUGCAGGAUCAGAUCUUUUUAUUCCAUCUUGUACCGAAGACGGAGACUUUCUACCACUCCAGUGCUAUGGGACAAAUUGUUUCUGUGUUGAUUUGAAUGGCAAGACUAUUGCAGGAAUAAGAGGAAAAGCUGGAAAGACGCAAUGCCCAAGUGCUUGCCAAGUAACAGCUGGUCAGGAGUUUCUAAAGGCUGCGAAACUGCUGUUGUCAGAUCCCAGGGCUCUCCCUCAACUCUCCAGCGUUUAUGUCCCACAGUGUGAUGCUGAGGGUGCCUGGAGGCAGGUGCAGUGCAGUGGCCCCCCCGAGCACGUCUUUGCCUGGUACGAAAGGUGGAUUACAGAGAACAAUGGAGGCAAAACCCUGCCCAUUGCUAACCUCUUGGACAUCAUAGCUGGAUAUAAAGAGGUAUCUUCCAAAGGCUUUUCAGAUUUUAUUAAAGCUUUAUAUGAGGAUGGGCACCAGAAUGUCUUCCCAGCAUUCACCACAUAUUCGUCCUUCACUGAUCUCCCACCUGAAGUUCUGGGAGGAAACGUGACGUAUGCAUCUGAGAACAUUUUACUGGAUCCAUAUGUGUUCUGGCAGCUUCUGAAUGAGCAGCUCACUUAUUAUCCAGGACCCUAUACUGAUUUCAGUGCUCCAUUAAGCCACUUUGAACUUCGUGAUUGUUGGUGUGUUGAUAGCAAAGGAGAAGAGCUGCAAGGGACAAAGGCAGAAGUGAACCAGGUCCCAGCAUGUCCUGGUAUAUGUGAAGGUGUUAAGCAGGAAGCCAUGAAAUUUGUGGAGGAGGCAGAGCGGCUCAUCUUAGCAUCAAAUCGUUCCCACUUUGCUUUUGGAGAAAGCUUCUUGAUAGCAAAGGGAAUACAGCUCUCAGACAAUGACCUCCUACGUUCUGCUCAGCCCACUGAGUCAGAGGUGGUGGUCUCUGAAAAGCUGUUGUCAGGCAGUGACUAUGCUCUCCAGCUGGCUGCACAGUCAGUCUUGCAUUUCUACUGGCGGAAUCACCUUACUUCAAAAGGUUCUGCUGGAGAAACAACGCAGCUGGGAUUUCUCCCUUAUGUCCCACAGUGUGAUGGUCUGGGAAACUGGGAACCAACUCAGUGCUAUGAGAGCACAGGUCAUUGCUGGUGCGUUGAUGAGAGAGGACAUUAUGUCAUGGAUUCCUUGGUCUCACGCUCAGCAGAACUUCCCAAAUGCCAGACCUCAUGUCAGCGAUCUCGAACCAAUGCCUUAAUUUCCAGCUGGAGACAGACUGAUCUAUUCAUCCCCCGCUGCCUUGAGACAGGAGAAUAUGCUGUGCUACAGAGAUCUGACGCAGACAUUUGGUGUGUAGAUCCUGUGUCAGGAGAAGUAUUUCAGCGUGGCAGCAAAGAUUUGGAUGGCAAUCCUGAGUGUCCUAGUUUCUGCAAUAUGCUGAAGUCUAAAACCGAUCUACGAGAAGCUGGCAAAGGUUACAUCCCGCAAUGUGAAGGGGACGAUGGGGCUUUCUCACCCGUGCAGUGCAGCCAAGAUCAAGAGAGCUGCUGGUGUGUCUUUGACAGUGGAGAAGAGGUGCCAGGGACACGAGUGAGUGGAGGAAGACCUGCAUGUGCAA
This is a messenger RNA of Apaloderma vittatum (bar-tailed trogon), 3583 nucleotides long. RefSeq names its product thyroglobulin-like. The annotation marks the transcript as partial. The record is from RefSeq and is a predicted model, not a curated record. The transcript has 17 exons. NCBI's taxonomy places the organism in Eukaryota, Metazoa, Chordata, Aves, Trogoniformes, Trogonidae.